Messenger RNA from Penicillium bovifimosum, 489 nucleotides. RefSeq names its product putative peptidyl prolyl cis-trans isomerase (CypC) (gene cyp1). The transcript has 3 exons. Gene Ontology annotation, cellular component: catalytic step 2 spliceosome. NCBI's taxonomy places the organism in Eukaryota, Fungi, Ascomycota, Eurotiomycetes, Eurotiales, Aspergillaceae. The record is from RefSeq and is a predicted model, not a curated record. Gene Ontology annotation, molecular function: peptidyl-prolyl cis-trans isomerase activity. Gene Ontology annotation, biological process: protein peptidyl-prolyl isomerization; protein folding. The coding region runs from base 1 to 489 and encodes 162 amino acids.
AUGACGACUGAGGUGGCAUUUGACACGUCUAUGGGCUCCUUCACCGUGGAGCUCUACAAUACCCAUGCGCCCAAGACAUGCAAGAACUUUUCGACCCUCGCCCAACGCGGCUAUUACAACAAUGUCAUCUUCCACCGCAUCAUCCCUAACUUCAUGGUCCAAACUGGUGAUCCCACCGGCACCGGCCGAGGAGGUAGCUCCAUCUAUGGCGAGAAAUUCGAGGACGAGAUCCGUGGAGAUCUGAAACACACAGGUGCUGGAGUUCUAAGCAUGGCCAACAGCGGGCCAAACACUAAUGGCAGUCAAUUCUUCAUUACUCUUGCGCCUACACCCUGGCUGGACGGGAAGCACACAAUCUUCGGCCGAGUGAAGAGUGGCAUGCGAGUGAUUCAACGCAUGGGAUUGGUCAAGACUGGCGCGGAGGACAGGCCAGUGGAUGAGCUGAAGAUCAUUCGGGCUCAGGUGGUUGAGUCAGAGUCACAGGAGUGA